AUGACUGUUGAUCCAUGUUUGAUCACUGCGCUCGUAGACCAUUGGCGACCCGAGACAUCAACCUUUCACUUGUCGUUAGGUGAGGUUACGAUCACUCUAAAGGACGGUGCGACACUGACCGGUCUACCGAUCGACGGUGAUCCCUUCAUAGUAAUAUACCAGAUGAUGAGUGGUUGGGGAUGUGUACGAGAUUGUUAG
Molecule: messenger RNA, 198 nt
Organism: Linum tenue
Lineage: Eukaryota; Viridiplantae; Streptophyta; Magnoliopsida; Malpighiales; Linaceae
Source: the annotation of a GenBank genome assembly